Messenger RNA from Microcebus murinus (gray mouse lemur), 1619 nucleotides. Lineage: Eukaryota; Metazoa; Chordata; Mammalia; Primates; Cheirogaleidae. The record is from RefSeq and is a predicted model, not a curated record.
CUACUCGCCUUCCUGAACGCCUAGUGUUCCCUCCGGGGAUGGAGGAACUGAGGGCCCAGCUGGAGAAGGAGCUGAAGGGAGACACGCUGUUUGAAGCUGACUUCGCCCUGCUGGACGGGAUCAAGGCCAACGUCAUCCUGUGCAACCAACAGCACCUGGCUGCCCCUCUGGUCAUGCUGAAACUGCAGCCUGAUGGGAAACUCAUGCCCAUGGUCAUCCAGCUCCAGCUGCCGAAAAUAGGAUCCCCGCCACCUCUGCUUUUCCUGCCCACGGAUCCCCCAAUGGUCUGGCUUCUGGCCAAGUGCUGGGUCCGGAGCUCUGACUUCCAGCUCCACGAGCUGCAGUCGCAUCUCCUGAGGGGACACCUGAUGGCUGAGGUCAUUGCUGUGGCCACCAUGAGGUGCCUUCCCUCACUACAUCCUAUCUUCAAGCUCAUAAUCCCCCACCUGCGCUACACGCUGGAAAUUAACGUGGCAAAUGGGCUGGUCUCCGACAUGGGAGUUUUCGACCAGGUGUUCAGCACAGGUGGGGGAGGCCACGUGGAGCUGCUCAAGCGAGCUGGAGCCUUCCUGACCUAUAGGUCAUUCUGUGUCCCUGAUGACUUGGCUGACCGGGGCUCCUCGGGUCAAGUCUUCCUUCAUUGCCCAAGAUGCCUGGAGCUCUGGGGAAUCGUCUCUCGGUACGUGGAGGGCAUGGUGAAUCUCCACUACAAGACAGACGAGUCUGUGAGGGACGACCCUGAGCUGCAGAGCUGGUGUCGCGAGAUCACUGAAAUUGGGCUGCAAGGCGCUCAGGACCGAGGGUUUCCUGUCUCUUUGCAGUCUCAGGAGCAGAUUUGCCGCUUUGUCACCAUGUGCAUCUUCACCUGCACUGGCCAGCACUCCUCCGUCCACCUGGGCCAGCUGGAUUGGUACACUUGGGUCCCUAACACACCCUGCACGAUGCGGCUGCCCCCGCCGACCACCAAGGACGCUACGCUGGAGACAGUGAUGGCAACACUGCCCAACGUUCACCAGGCUUCUCUCCAGAUGUCCAUCACUUGGCAACUGGGCAGACGCCAGCCCACCAUGGUGGCUGUGGGCCAGCAUGAGGAGGAGUAUUUUUCGGGCCCUGGGCCCAAGGCUGUGCUGAAGAAGUUCAGAGAAGAGCUGGCUGCCCUGGAUAAGGAAAUCGAGAGCCGGAAUGCAAAGCUGGACAUGCCUUAUGAGUACCUGCGGCCCAGCCUGGUGGAAAACAGUGUGGCCAUAUGAAGGUCCCCAGCCUGUGGCUGUUUCAGCCCCCUCCAAGCCACAACCCCGCCCCUUGGUGGGUUCAGUCCUGCCCUCCCAAGCCCCGCCCUCUUCCCCCUGUCCCACCCUCAUUGUCUCCGCCCCCAGCAAACAGAUUUUACUCUAGAGGCAUCACCCAGGGGCCUCCCUCCUCCUUCCCUUCCUCUUUUCCUAUUUCCCUCCCUCUUCUAUCAGAUCAGGGUGAUAAUACCUAUUGCUUACUCCACACCUUUUAUGCACCAAAUGUGAUUCUGAACCUAAAUCAAGUUUAACAACACAAAAGGAUAUUUUAGACUAAUGAUAGAAAAGAACGAAGACAACUGUGUUAAAUAAAACGUUGGCAAAAGAUGA